This is a messenger RNA of Didymodactylos carnosus, 999 nucleotides long. The record is from the annotation of a GenBank genome assembly. NCBI's taxonomy places the organism in Eukaryota, Metazoa, Rotifera, Eurotatoria, Philodinida, Philodinidae.
AUGUCCACGCUCUCUUCUUCUACUACCAAUGACCACCAUCAGCAAAUAAUCCCGCAAACAUCACAGCAACAACAACCGCUUUAUCACCAUCCUCAUCAUCAUCAUUCAUCGCAUCGUUCAAGAACAUCGAAAGCUGCAUCAGCUUUGGCACUUGGGGCAACAGCAGUCCCCUAUUCACCAUAUACCAACAAUGACAUUCAACAGCAGCACUCUCAAGCGUCCACCUCUCGUCGCACAGGCUUGCAAUGUGCCAAUUGCCAAACUCAAAAUACAACUCUAUGGCGAAGAAAUACCGAUGGAGAACCUGUUUGUAAUGCUUGUGGCCUAUACUUUAAACUGCAUGGAAUUGCACGUCCGAUGAAUAUGGUUAAACCUGGUAUUCAAACAAGACGACGAAAACCAAAAUCUGGUACACCAAAAACAAAACAUGGCCAUAUUAAACAUGAAAAACAACCGUCAACAACACAUCAAGAUUAUCCAUCGUUACCAAUGAAUUCAAAAGUGCAAACACAUAACGUUCAAUACAUCCCUCAUUCUCAUGCACACCCACAUUUAUAUCAUCAAUCAUCACAACCACAUCAACAUCAUUCACAAACGCCUUAUAAUAAUUUAGCAUCUAUUGCUCAAUUUUCUAACAUGUUUUCAACAUCAUCCAAUGUCUAUUUAAAUUCUCAAUCACCAGCAGCGAGUUUAAAUACUCUAAAUACUGAUCAACAACAACAACACCUUCAGCGUUCAGUUUCAUCGUCGGUACCUACGACCACCACAUACAAUUUACCAAAUACUUUAAUUCGUCGUUUAUCCAAUAAUGACUCGGCUAAUUCUCAAAUAUUAUUAUCUGAUGCGCUAUCGGGCUUUGAUGCUGAACAUCAUGCAAGAGAAAUAACCAAUGGAAGAACGCCACGAUUAUCAUCGGCAUCCAUUUCGUCCUCGUCUUCUUGUUCAGACGCUCCAUCAUCACCAAAACGAACCAAAACCGAACAUGAAGUAGUAACAUAA